AUGGAUGAAACUCCGACGAGCUCCCCGGCGGCGGCGAUGCAGCACACGCCGGCGCCGAGGAAGAAGAUCGUGAAGCAGCUGACGGGGAAGAAAGGUGACACCUCCCUGCACUCGGCCGCAAGGAGCGGGAACAUGGCCGCCGUGGUGGAAAUCCUCUCCGGGACCGACGAGGAGGAAUUGAGGGAGAUAUUGGAGAUGCAGAACCAGUCCGGCGAGACCCCACUCUACGUGGCGGCGGAGUACGGGUACGUUGACUUGGUCAGGGAAAUGAUCCGGUACUACGACCUCGCCGACGCCGGGAUCAAGGCCAAGAAUGGAUUGGACGCCUUCCACAUUGCCGCCAAGCAAUCGGAUAUAGAUGUAUUGAGGGUGCUAAUGGAGGCUCACCCAGAGUUAGCAAUGACGGUAGAUUUGUCCAACACGACGGCGUUGCACACGGCGGCGAUGCAAGGCCACAUUGAGAUAGUCAACUUCCUUCUGGAAGCAGGGAGCAGCAUCGCCACUAUUGCUCGGAGCAACGGCAAGACUGCACUGCAUUCCGCCGCCAGAAACGGACACGUGGCGGUCGUAAAAGCACUGGUAACGGCGGAGCCGACGAUCGCGACGAGGACGGAUAAAAAGGGCCAGACGGCUCUUCACAUGGCUGUUAAAGGACAGAAUAUUGAAGUCGUGGAGGCGUUGAUCAAUGCCUCGCCUGAGACGUUGAACUUGGUCGACAACAAAGGCAACACUCCCUUGCAUAUCGCCAGCCGGAAAGGCAGAGCUCCGAUAGUAAAACUGCUGCUCCAACACAAGUCAACGGACACGAAAGCGGUGAACCGAACAUCAGAGACGGCGCUGGACACCGCCGAGAAGAUGGGCCAGCCGGAGGUGAAAGCCAUCCUCCAAGAGCACGGCGUCCAGAGCGCGAAAGCCCUAAACCCGCAGGCCCGAAACCCGGCCCGCGAGCUGAAGCAGACGGUGAGCGACAUCAAGCACGAGGUCCACUACCAGCUGGAGCACACCCGGCAGACCCGGCGGCGCGUCCAGGGGAUCGCCAAGCGGCUCAACAAGAUGCACGCGGAAGGGCUGAACAACGCCAUCAACUCCACCACCGUCGUCGCCGUCCUCAUCGCCACCGUUGCCUUCGCCGCCAUCUUCACCGUCCCGGGGCAGUACGCCGACGACCCGACCCAGAUGCAGCCGGGGCAGACCCUGGGCGAGGCCAACAUCGCCCGGCAGGCGCCCUUCAUCGUGUUCUUCCUCUUCGACUCGGUGGCGCUGUUCAUCUCGCUGGCGGUGGUGGUGGUGCAGACGUCGGUGGUGGUGAUCGAGAGCAAGGCCAAGAAGCAGAUGAUGGCGGUGAUCAACAAGCUGAUGUGGAUCGCGUGCGUCAUGGUCUCGGUGGCGUUCCUGGCGCUGUCGUUUGUGGUGGUCGGGGACCACGAGACGUGGCUGGCGGUCAGCGUGACGAUUAUUGGGACGGUCAUCAUGGUCACCACAUUGGGGACGAUGUGUUACUGGGUGGUUAAGCAUCGGAUCGAGGCGUCGAAGCUGAGGAGUAUCCGGCGCAACUCGAUGGGGAGUCGGUCCAAGUCGAUGUCGGCUUCGGUUAUGUCGGAUUCCGAGUUGCUCAACAAUGAGUUCAAGAACAUGUAUGCCAUUUAGUGGAUCCUGACCCUAACUAGUGUCCCUGAUUUGUACUUGUAUAUGUUUUUUUGGCCGAAUUAAGUGUAGAAAUGAUGAUGUAACGCUAACUUGGCGGUGCAAACUUCAGAUUUAUGAGUACAACAAUGACUUGUGUAUAUGAGCGAAAUUGUAGUUUAGUCAUGGUUUAAUCAUUUUAUAUUAUUAAAUUAAUUGUCCAUCAAUUUAGCUUCCAGUAUCAGAGUUU
Molecule: messenger RNA, 1873 nt
Organism: Linum tenue
Lineage: Eukaryota; Viridiplantae; Streptophyta; Magnoliopsida; Malpighiales; Linaceae
Source: the annotation of a GenBank genome assembly